This is a messenger RNA of Lolium rigidum, 796 nucleotides long. RefSeq lists its product as uncharacterized. Lineage: Eukaryota; Viridiplantae; Streptophyta; Magnoliopsida; Poales; Poaceae. Bases 48 to 539 code for a protein of 163 amino acids. The record is from RefSeq and is a predicted model, not a curated record. The transcript has a single exon.
CCAGCUACCACCGCUGAAGAAAGAAAAAAAAAACAGUAAAAUCCGCGAUGAUGCUUCCCCUCCUCCUGCUCUUGCCCCUGCUCGCCGUCGCCGGCGCCGGCACGGCCGCGGCGACGAAGACGGCGUACGAGGCGCUGGCGGACUUCGACUUCCCGCCGGGCAUCAUCCCGAAGGGGGUGGUCUCGUACACGCUGGACAACGCGACGGGCGACUUCACGGCGCACCUGGACAUGAAAUCCACCUGCGAGUUCUCCAUCCAGGGCUCCUACUCGCUCCGCUACAAGCCCAACAUCAGCGGCCGCAUCUCCGUCGACAAGCUCACCAACCUGGAGGGCGUGUCCGUCAAGAUCCUCUUCUUCUGGGUCAACAUCAUCGAGGUCACCCGCAGCGGCGACAACCUCGGCUUCUCCGUCGGCAUCGCCUCCGCCGAGUUCGGCCUCGACAACUUCCUCGAGUGCCCCACCUGCGGCUGCGGCUUCGACUGCAACGACCUCCAGCUUCCCGCGGAGCCGAGCCUGCGCCUCCGAGGUGCGUUCUAGAAUCCCCGCCCCCGUUCCCCGAGAGGAAGCCCCCCUUCGAGAUUCGACUACUUCUUGGAUCGAUAAUCUUGCUAUUGUUGUUGUUUGCAAGAAUCCAAGGGGUUGGUAGUAGUACUUUGUAUAGUUCCGUUUUAGAUGGGACAACAACUUCAGAACUCCAUUUCGUUGCGUGUGUGAGAGGUGUACUGUUUCUGAAAGUUUAGAGGAGAACACUUAAGAUCAAUAAAUGUUUCAGAUUUCUAAAAAUUUCUGAUUAA